UGCUGUGCACCUGGCCUCUCGAACAGGAAAAGCGCGUCGGAGCGCUCUGCCGUUCUCGUUCGUUCUCCACAGUCUGUCACGACGGGAAAUUGGAGACGACGGCCGGUUUGCCGUGUGCAAAAGACAUUAGCCUCCUUUUCUUGCCCUCUCUCACCGUUUCACUUUCUCUUUGCUUUUCUUCCGUGUCUGUCGCGCUUUUCUGCAAGGCAAACCCUUUCCUAGCGAGAGUCGCCGUCGAGGCGGCCACUCGUCGCGACUCCACGCCGGCGACUGAGAGGAAAUCAGCCGCACUCGCAACUAUCGAAUUUUCUGUUGACUUUCCGUAAUUCUCCGCCUCCUCUUAUCUGCAACUCACCGGGCCUUUUCUGCGAACUCCCGGCCAUUCCCUGUCCCUACCCCUCGUCGUCCUCCCUAUUUUUCCUCUUCCUUUUCAGUUUUUUCGCCGUCACACCGGCUCUGCCCUUCCCUAUCACUUAACAGGGGCCUCCAACCGUGCUCAACUGCUUAAAGACACAUUUCUCACCCCAGCUGCGGCGGUGCCUUGUCUCACAAGAUGCGUCGUUGUUGUGGUACCUGCCGCGUUUGUUGAACUUCUCAGGAGCUUCUGUUUGACCAUCUUCCCAAAGAUUUCGCUCCUCUAGUUGCAGGACACCGUUCUAACGGCGGCAUGCAGUGAGUGUCCGUCCCGUCUCUGAGUUGUUGACUUUCCGGCAUCCCCAUAUCCUCGCGGCAGCGCGACCUGGCAAAGCGUUUUUUACGGGCUGUUCUUCCGGUGCAUUCAAUAACAGUUUCUUUUUUGUGUAUGCCGUGUGGGCUGUCUUCGCCGUUGUGCGUCCUUUUCUGGGAUUGUCUGCCGUUGUCUUUCCUUUGUCUUUUUUCUCUGUCGUCUUUCUUUGUCCUCCAGUUCGUGUGACAUCGGCGCCGAGCACUCAAAAGAAAGGCGCGUUUCUUAGAGGCAAUGAAGGCUGGCGUCUGUCGCGCCAGCCUGGGGGCGGAAAGGAGCUCAUCACGAGAUAGAAUUUUCUCGCUGGGUUUCGGUGGCCGGCGACGAGGCGGGCGGAGAAAUUCAACAAGUUAGCAGUCUUCAUUAGUUCAAUGGGGUGGUGAUGUUCAUCAGCCAUAAAGAAUUGGGUCGUCUGCAUCGCGAAAGUGGAUUCCUAGGCGGUGUCCCAGGUGCUAUAAUGUCUCUGUUGUUUUGGUCUGCGUGGCGCACUCGACGUCCUGUGCUAACGCGGCUUGUAGUGUGAAGCAUUUCUUCUUCACUGGAUCCGAACGAGCUGCCGACAAGCUUCUCUUGUCCACUUUGUUUCAUAGGUGUCUGUAGUGGCCUGGUCUCGGCUCUCAGUUGUCAUGGAGGAAGACGGUGGCGCACCGUCCAGCCCGUGUGGCGUUCCUGCGACUGGGGGCGUGGAGAAGGCCGUUGCGUAUCAGUCCGAAGACAUGCUGGGAGGUGAAGCAAACACUGGUUGCAACACUGCUCACGGAGUUCCGGAUGUACAGAUCUCUCCCCCUUCUGCAGGGAUUUCGCCGUCACCCCCGUCGUCGGGGACGCCUCCGCUGUUAGGCCAGGCUGCGGGCCUCGAUGUGGUGGAGGCAAACAGGAGUGGAGACGAGGCGGAUGCUGCAUUUUCUGCAACUCGGCGACCGGACUCUCCCGCCUCCUUCAUGGAAGGCGAAGACCCAGACACGCCUCGUUCCCCGACUCAACAGACCACGUCGCCGCAGCCUCCACUAUCACCUCAGCCUUCCUUGUCACCUCCUCUGGUGUCGGAGGUUGUAGAUGCCCUGUAUCCAGAGUCUCCGCGUCCUGGGUCAGGGGCGCUCACGCGCGGGAUGUGUCUCUCCGCGGGGGGUCCUGUCUCUUCCGGUCCGCCGUUGUCUUCGACGCCUCCUUCGCCUGCGAGUUCCCGGAGCAGCAGUUCGCCUGGCGGCGCCCGUGUCUCCUCGCCUGUCUCUGCGGCGCCCCUCGUCCCCACCUUCCCCGUACCUUUCGCGCCCGAAAGGCGCGCGGAGCCGGGCCGGUCCAGGAUCAGAGAGGGCCAGGCCUCCAGCUCCAGGGUCGAUAGAUAUGGCGACUCUGUCCCCGCAGAGAAAGCGGGACGAGGAAGUCCCUCCUUCCUGGAGAGAAACGCUUUCGACCGCGAGACCAGCUCAGGGCCAACUGGCAUCGGGGGCCACUCGCCUUUCUUCUCGCCGCUACAGGGCGCAGGCGUCUCCUCGUCUGCGGGAGGCAGCGGCGGAAGCAAUCGCCCGCAGCACCCUCUGGUGCAUGCGUCGACGCCGUCCUGGGUCAAAUACGGAGAAGAACAUUACCCCGAAGAGGCUGUCCCCAUCGAAUACCAGUGGGUGGAAGACGACGGAACUUGUUGCUGCUAUGUCACGGACUUUCUGCUCUACAACAAGAAAGGCGAACGCUUGCUUCAGGUUGAAACGUUGGAUCAAGAUGAACUGGCAGAUGUUGCGCUCUAUGGGAAGUUGGUCCACGUGGCUCUCGUUCACCCACCUGAGGCCCUGGAGGCUCGAAAGCACCCGACCGCCUGCCAGGUGUAUCCGCACCUCCAGCAGCGAAAGAGACACCAAAAUUCCUCGCGGGGCCGCAAACACCUGCAGACGCCGGAGGACGAGCCUGCGUCGCAGCAAGUGUCUCCGCGGGCGGGCUCUGCGUUGCCUAGGGACGGAGACAAGGAGGACAGACAGGCCCGGGACGGAGACAACGCGUGGAGGGCAGACGGCGACUCAGCCGUCAGGUCCCAGCCGCGGGAGGACGGCGAGAAGAAGGAAGAAAAGCUCCUGGUCGAGGGCGAGAAAGAGACAGCCAGCGGUGCGGCGACGCCGUCCCUGGGGAGCAGAAAGGUCUUGCGAAAGAGAGGGGGCAUGCUCCACCAUCCGUACAUCACGCCGAAAAUUCCAAGACCCUUUCGCACGUUCCCUGUCAGGGUCGAUUUGACGGAAUGGAUGAUUGACUAUGGAAAGUCGGCUAGUCAGACGCCGUAUGUUUGGCUAGUUUCCUCUUUGAAUCGGUACUACCGCUUGGAGAAGCCGGCAGGGCGAUAUGCGCCGGUUCUUCAGUCUCUCAAGUACAAGUUCGAGGUUGCGUCUCGAGUGAUUAAACAGCUUUCCGUCAAUCACCUAUACCCAUACCAGGAGCUGGUGGACCACCUGACUGCAGACUCUCGCCUCAAGGCGUUGGCCAAGAAGGGCGCGGGGAAGGACGGCGAAGGCCCCAGCGGCUGUGCGUCCGCGGGAGGAGACAUAGGGGAGUCUGGAGAUACGGGGCUUCGGGCCUCGGAGGCUUCGGGCCUGGGCGGCGAGCCCGGCCGCGACGAGGCGAGCGAAGAGAAAGGAGGCGACGACGCAGAGGAAGAAGAUGAGAAGGACGAGGCAGACUGCUCCCUGGGCAAGGGCGCAGGAUCUCAACCAGCGUCUGCGGGGAAGAGCCGGCUCGGGGAAGGCGAAGAGGGUCUUACGUACACGGAGAGACUGAAGGACGAUCUUUCACGACCUUCUUCGAUCGCGGGAGACGACGACGAAGAUCGCGCCGGAGUGGAUUUGGCGUCCGGACUGGCCGCGUCUUCGCCGUCGAACCGAGUCGCGGGGGACGCGCAUGCGUCGGCUGCCUCGAGCAUCCUCGGCACCGACUUUGGGAACCUGGUGCUUCCUCCGGGGCUUGGCUCUCCCUCGUCGUCGCUGCCCCUGGACCCCUCGUCGCUGUUCACGUCUUCCAAGUUCAUAUCGGCGCUGGCCAUCAAGAAGAACAAGAACUGCCACCUCCUCUCACUGUCUGAUCCUGAUGGAACCGGCGUCCGCGUGCUUCCGGACGGCUCCCGGUCCCCCGAGAGCCCCUGGGGCGCGGCGCUUGCAGUCGAAGGCUGCACGGAGGAGUCGCUGAUUGAAGUCUUCCCCUUCCUCGAGGCGCAGGUGGCCGCCUUUGAGGCUGCGACUGGGACGACGGGGCUUCUCUCGUCUCCCUUCAUGAACACAUUGCGAGCCCGCGUCUUCCGGUGGGUAGGGAAGCUCGAUGACGACAACCGGGUGGAAGAAGUUCCGCCUCUCCAACAGACGACGACGCCCGAGAUUGUCGGCGGCCGCACGGACGAGGGGGGCUUGCUAUCGCACCAGUCCGAAGACGUGCUUCUUUCUCUCAACGAAUUCGCGUCCUCCUGCGCAGCCGAGCGUCCACCGCUGUCAGGCUCCACCGCCUUCGCCCGUGGAGGCCCGGGCGACCGCGGCCAGCCGGGCCCAGCCUUCGACUCGCCGGCUUUUGGGGACGGGGCUGGAUUCUUCGGUCCCCUCAUGGGCCCCCGAGGCGGGCGACGCCGGGGCGCGCGGGGUAGCCGGGGCGCGAGAGGCGAGGGGGGGCGCGGGCGCGGUCGAGGGCGCGGUGGCAGAGACGCAGCCUUCCCCCGCUUCUUGGGCGACGACCGGGACGACUUCUUUGCGGGAGAUGAAGAUGCGCGAGUCCGAAUGGAAUUUGAGAAGAGCGAUCGCCUCAAACGCGAGGGCGACGCCGUGGACGGCGAAGACGAUGAGCCCCUCACGAACAAGACUGGAGACGGCUGCCUCGAAGAUACUCUCGGCUUAUCUGACGACGAAGACGGCCGAAAGAGAAUUAAACGAGAAGAAGGCGGAACCAGCCAAGGCGGGCCGUGGGGAGGCAAGGGCGACGACGCCCAAAGGAAGGCGGAAGAGGAAGAAGAAGACGAACUGUCAACUCUACCGGAGUGGGGAAUCGAAGGAGACCCCGUUGACGUCAAGGAUGAACUCGACCUCGAAGCUGAAGAUCCAGUCUACGCUCGCGUGCCAUUGCCGGGAACUUCGUUCACGCCGUACGACUUCCCAGAGCUUCUCGAAGUGCAAGAUUUCUGCCGAGUAUUUAUCGAGGUGCUGCAGUUGCCGAGUUACCCUGUGGAUACGCUUGAGGCGGCGCUCCUCGUAGCAGCUUCAUCGACCGUCUCCCAGGACUUCUCGACGCGCGCGGCAUGGCCUGCACAGGCUAAGGGGACAAGUGGCCUGGGGGCCGUGAAGAAUGGGAGGAAGAAGAGAAAUCCGGCCAUUCCGCAGAACCCACUCCCCUUCAUUGCCGCCUCGACUUGUCUGGCCCCGUCCCCAGAGCCUUUCCAGUUUCUCUUUCCGCUUGCUGCGAAGCGCGAAGACGCUGCGUCCGGGCUUCGACAGCCGGGCGCGAUCCGCACAGGCGCGGCGCUCAGAGACGCCGCGGCUGUCGCACUUGCAAAUGCUGCGAAGGCCGAAGAGAGCAGAAGCGCAGCGGGACACCCUGGUCAGCUGGCUCUGGCUGAGAAGGCAGGAGAGGGAGAACAGAACGUGCGACCCGAGGCGAAGCGAGAGGAAGGAAGCGCCGACCUUGGAGACAGCGCCGCAACCGAACGAGAUUUCGCGAAGGGUCCGGAAGACGAGUCGCAGAGAGAAGGCGAGAGGAGAGACGACACGCAGGAGGGGGGAGAAAGCGACCUGCCUGCCGUUUCUCAGGGUGACGGCGCGGCUGCAGCAGCAGCCAAGUGUCUCUCGCGUCCCCCGGACGAGGGCCCAGCGAGUUGGUCGGCGGGGUCAGUUGAACCCGCUGCGCUGCUUCCAUCCUCAGGGACUCAUGCGCCGCGGUCUCGGUCGCCGUUUUGCGGCCCUCCUUUGCUCUCAGGUUCCACGCGUCUGCACGCUUCUUCUUUCCCCGUGUUUGUCUCCGACGCCCUCUUUGUCCGGCUUCUUCAGCUGGCGUUUCUCCACAUCAGCGACGCCCUGGCGCGGCACAACAAGACGGCCUCCUCAGGCGACGCCGUCAAUCCAGACGCGCGCUCGCCCCUGCCGUCGCUGCUCACGGGGGCCGGUGCUGCCUCCGCCGGUAUAGUGACCCCUGGCGGAGGACCCGGGGUCUCCGGAGUCCCCGGGACUGUCGGCGGCGCGGAGACGCCCGUCGCGGCCACCUGGCUGGGUUCGGCGCGGGCGGACGAGGCCUGGGACCUUGGGGACCCGUCGACGGGAGACAAGUCCAAGGACUCGGGGUCGGCGCUCUUCGGUGAAGAAGGCGGUUCGAGAGCCACGAGGGCACAGGGAGAAGAAGAGGGAGUCGGAUCUUCGCGGAGUUCUGUGGCGUCUCUUUGGGUGCAUCCUGGGGGGCCUGGGUUCAUGAAUUCAGAAGGCAAAGCUGGCGGGGGCCGCGCUUCGAAGGCCGCCGUCGGGGUCGCUAUGAAACAGUUUUGGAGACACGCGGCGCUCGGAUCGAGGCUACGGCGUUUGGUGCCGCGCCCUGCAGACGAGGAAGAAGAGGAACGCGACGAGAAGCGUAAAGGCGUGGAGGAGCAAGACGGUGAGCGCGAGAGCGGAGAGAAAGCGAGGAAAGCCGGACGGCGAAAGGAGGCGGGCGCCGAAGGCGAGGCGCCAGAGGCAGAAACGGAUGAUGCAACGACAGAGGAAGAAGGCCAAGGCAGGGAGACGGGGAGAGACGGUCGAGCGCGGCGACCGCGCCAGACAACCCCUGGGGCUGCUGGCAGCGACGAAACGAAUAACGAGGCCGAAGUAGAACCCAAAGUGCUCCACAUGCUCAGCUCAGCGCCUCUGGAUCUGCGGAUGAUUGACUUCCUCACGUGGCCCCUCGUCCUGCAGCGGAUGCUCUUCGACUGUUUGUACUCCCCGCGGCGAGUGGCGGUGAAGAAGCCGCGGCGGCGGUCGACCCGAUCCGAGGACGAGGCUCGCGAGCCGGAGAAACCAUUGGGGGAGGCAGCGCUCAGAGAGGACAACUCGCUGGAGUGCACGAUGAAGGAAGGCGAAGACGAAGACGAGUCUCUGACGACGACGAAGGAAGAGGAGAAGGACGGGGAGGAGGCAGGCCCGCCGGAGAGUAAGGAGAGCCAGAAGGCGUGUGAGGGCAAGGCCGAUUCUGGGCCUUCAGCGGAAGAGACGGGCCAGAGUGAGGUCGGUGAGGAGUCCCGUGGAAAGCACGAGGCGGCUGUCUCUUCUCUUUCUUCGUCUGGAGCGUUCCAAGGUUGCACACCAUCCCCAGUUAACCCACAAGCGUCGAAGGCGGAAGGCGAGCGUGGCAAACAAGAUGCUUCUCAAAAGGAUGAAAGAGAACACGACGGUGAGUGCGCAUCUGCGGGAGGUCCUGAGGAACGCGCCUGCGAGAGCGGGAGAGGAGACAGAGAGGAAAAGGAAGACGCGGGCGACGAAGGGGAUGGGCAGAUGUCUGCCGAGUGCCGCCCUGUGACAGAAGAGACGAAAGGAGACGGAGAGGACAGUCCAGACCCAGGAAGGGGAACGAGAGAGGAAGACAGUGGUGAAACGGCGACAGCGAGCAAAGCAACGGACGAACAAGAAGCGGAAAUGGAGGAGCAAGGAGACGAGAAGGAGAACGGCGUCCUCUUGGACGAGGACGCGGAGCAGAACGUGGAGGACCGAGGAGACGACGACGUCGAGUCUUUCCAAGAGGAAGGGAAGAAGACAAGCCGGAGUCGAGAGACAAAGAGGAAGCGCACGGCGGACGAAGACCAAUACGAAGAAGAGAGAGGCGAAAAGGACGCGUCGCAGAAAGGAGAGUCGGACGAGACCUCACUUCCAGCCGACGGCAACGAGUUGAAGGCGAGUAGCUCAAGAAAGAAGACGCGCCGCACAUCGAACGACGUCGAGCUCGGAGACGAAGAGGGCGACACGGUCAGCAAAGGCCGCAGCGGCGAGGAAGACGAUGAAGAGGAAGCAGAGGAAGAAGAAGUGGAGCGCCUGGAAUGGCAUUUAGACGACCAAAAAGCGGCGCAGUGCGGCAUCCUACCGUCGCGCGCAGAAGCCAUGGCCAUCGCCUUCCACGAAAUGCGAUCACACAGCACGACAGACGUCACACGGAGGCUCCAGCUGCUUCAGUGGCUGAUUGCAUGCAUUGCAAAUGGCUGGAUGGGGAAGUUCUUCUUGGACGCGAAAGUCGAGGCGCUCUUCCGCGCGCGUGCCAACACACUGAGGCUACGCAUGGCCUCCAUGGGCACAGGGCCUAUAGGUUCUUCGUUGGCUGCAGGCGCCUGCAGGGGCCAGGCAGGCGCCGGUUCGGCUUCAGGAGCGAAGGCGGAAGGCGCCGACGGGGACUCGGGCUUGGCGCCGUCUGAGGCUCCUGUGCCUCCUCCGUCGACAAACACGGAGGACAGCGCCGCCGUGGAUGGCUCGGAGCGGCCCGAGGACUCGAGCCUUCCUGUCUCUGCGUCGGAUACCGGGGAGACCUGCGUCCCCUGCCAAUCGCCGCUUUCUGGGGACGCUGCGGGGCCCGCUGCAAGCGGGACAGAAGGUGCCUCGUCGCCUUCAGAGCCUGCAGCGCUGUCGGGUGCGGGGCGCGGGCGCCGAGCCGGCGACGGCGAGGAGAAGAGGAGCGGCAGGGGGAAUGGCGCCGAUGGGGACUCUACUCUGGGUCCAGGAGGGAAGAAGAAGCGAGGCGGGGCUUCUGCGGGCUGUGGAGUGGGUGUGAAAGGCACCGAGGAAGAAGACUGCGUGUCGAUGUCGGAGGGCGCGAGCAAGGCGGCGAGCAGCAGCGCCGAGGGAUUUGAGGCAGAGGACGAGAUGGGGCGCGCCGGAGCCGAGGGCGUGUGUGGGGCGUCGGGGCCUGGGGGCGAGAACGCGCUCAACCCCGGGGGUCGAGGAGUCGGGCGAGGCAAGAAGCCGAUGGGGCGCGUGAGUAAUUGGGAGAUGGAGCUUCUUGCGCAGAAGUUUCCGAUUCGCGGGGAAAUUCUCGGCGAAGACAGGUUUUUGAAUCGGUAUUUCUUGGUACCUACGGCCCGCGGGGUGCCGCGCGUUUUCGUUGAGGCUUUUUCUCAGUCACGGAUAGACCCCGUCGACGCGAUCAACGGCUUUCUCGAUCACGUGACCGCUGCCGCGGUGGAGACAGAGGAGCGAAGAAAGGAUGAGAAGGAAGAAGAAGGCGCUUCUGCGCUAGGCCUCCCUCCCGGAACUCCUACCUCGCUGCCGGUCAGAAGCGGCGCCGCAGACUCAGGCGCUCUCUCCAGCGGGUCCCCGCCCGCGGGCCUGGAGGAAGCCUCGAACCCCGCUGCAUGCGGGCAGGGUGGACCCCUGGCGGGCGACCGUGUGGCCGAGGUGGGGCGCCGCUCGAGUCGGCGCAUCGCCCAGAUGAAGGAGGAGCAGAGACAGCAGGAACUCCAGGAUUCCCUAUCUUCGUUUUCCCCCGCGACGAAUGGCUGCCGCAGCGACGACAGAAAGCGGAAGCGAGCGAGCCUGUCGGAGGGAAAGAGGUGCGGUUUCGGAGGUUCGCUUCUGCGCCCCAGUGCUGCGCUGAAGGACGGCAGCGUCAACGGUGAGAAGACCAAGUUUCUUCGCCCAGAGGAGACGAGGAAGCACUGGAACGACUUUGUUCGACGCGCUGUCGGCUUUGAGUCCAUCUCCACGUACCUCCACUAUCUCGACGAAACUCUCAAGGCCUGUAGCCUUUUUGUCGUUCCACCGGGGAAGCCCCUCCAACAACUUCAACAUGCCCUGUCGCCUUUCUUGGUGCGCGAACGCGCGCUGAAGGAGAAACUCCGCCGCGUCGACCAGCAGUUCCAGCAGCUGGCAGCAGCCACGCCCCUGCCGACGCCGGUCCCGACGUUCGUGCCGCCGUCGCCAUUCGCGGCAGCCAUCUGGCAUGGGUGUCGCUUGCUUCUUCAGAUUGAGGAGGCCUUGCUUCUCCCGCUGUUCUCCUCUUCCUGGGGAUUCGCGAGCAUGUUUCAGAAGCAGCAGCACAUCCUGCGUCUCCUCGACCAGACGAGAGACAAGGCGUCGCCGAGUUUGUCUGCCUCACGCGGCCGUGGCGAGAGCAGACGCGGCGGGGGAGCAGGCAGCGAAGACGAGGGCGAAAAGGAGAAGGAGGAGAAGCCGGAGAGAAGCAGCAAGGAGGAGGAGGACGCGGCGACGCAGAAGGAGCGCGAGCUUCUUCGCCAGCUGCAGAGCCGCGUGUGGCCUCAAGACAUGCUCCACAAGUGUCUCUCGACUCUCGCGGCGCACGCCAACGUCAUGGACGGCGCCCGGCAAGGCGGCGAGAAGCGGGAGGAUGGAACGAACAAGAUGAAGCCCGACGCGAAAGCGGAGGAGAGGACGAAAACAAUGAAGGAGGAGAAACCGUCGAGGCUUCCCACCGCCGACGACGCAACAGAUGGAGACCCCGCGGGUCGCGCGUGCCAGAUUCAGGACCCAGAAGCCGAAGAAAGAGAGAGAGAAGAGAGACGCGAAGAAGAAAAGGAAGCGCAGUGGAUGGAGAGACGCAUCUGCCUAGGGGUCUUUGUACAGCUUCUUCUGUACGUGGAAGAUCGUAUCCACAUGCAGUCGAAUGUUCACACGGCCGCGUGGCACCUGCAGCAGCACGAGCAGUGGCGGCGCGAACUCACCGCGCUCGGAGGGGCCUCGCUGCUCGCGCAGCUUGCUCUGCCUCUGCCGUCGGUUGACGUUUCUUCAACUGCUCUUGCUGGAGACUCUGAGAACCGCGAGGACAUCGGACGAGAGCGAGGAGACAAGAACGACCGCGAGCGAAGAAGCGACGAAGACUCGACCUUGGCAUCGCCCACCGGGUGCCGAAGGCGCAUCCUUUCCGAGGACGAUGCGACAGCUGGGGAGGGGGAUGGAGAAGAAACUGGGGAGGGCAAGGCCGACAAAGGGAGCUUCGGGCCGCAGUCAGCCAAGGGUGAGGACGCAGAAGAAGACAGGGAGAAGCCGAGCCUCGAUUGGCAGUCCCGGGACGGAGACGAGGACGGCGACAGAGAGAGAGAGAGGCAUCAAAGUGAAAGAGAGAUGGAGAGCGAGAAGGCUGGAGACGCCUCCGGCGGGCGUGUCUCGCCUUCGUCGACCAGCAGCAAGAACGCUCCAACCCUGCCUCCCUCACCGCUGGUCUCGACCGCGGUGGAUCCCGAAUGCGCGGCGCCUGUCUCCGUCCCGGAGACCCACUCUGUGCUGUCUCCGAACUCGCCCCUGCGCCGCGUCCGUGACCUCAUUGAGACGAUUGGCUGGGAUUGCGACCGCGUCUUCAACUUCCUCCGGGAACUGCGCAUCCGCGAACUAGACGAGAUGAAGCGGGCCCGAGACCUUGAGGGCCGCACCCCACACAAGGGCCUCCUCGAUCGCGAGCUCUUUGAAGGCGUGACGCUCCAAGGCGCCGCCACCUUCGAGGGCGAAGAAGACCCCGUCCUUUCGUGGACGGAAGUUCGAAACCGGCACGAUGUCCUUGCCAUCUGGGGCUGCUACCUAAAUCUCUGGAAGGCUCACGGCGUCGACAAGCAGAAAGCCGUCGACGCGAGAACAGCCGUCGACCGGAAUACGUUUCUCUCCCUGCUGGCCCACGACGAGCAAAAGGCGCAGUUACCGGAGGUUGGGAGUCGUCUCUUCUACUUCCGAAAGGGCCAUGAGCAAAUGAUGAAAUCGAUGCAACAGGAGUACGUGGAAACGACGGGGGGGAAGAGCUGGCUGGACAGCACGUCUUUGCCGCUGUCGAUUCCGUUCGAGUUAGGCCGCGUGGAGGAGCUCAUUGUCGAGUCAAUUUCGUACCACCCUGGAAUUAUUUCUCCUUUGCCGCGGGCCCCGUCCCCGGCGUCACUCUCUUCGCUCCUCUCGGGCUUGCCAGGAAGCGAGGCGGAGGCGUCGAGUCUGUUGCCGGAAAAACUUUAUUCUUUUUCAAUCGUCGACGAUCCGUAUGCUCUAGGGCUUCUUGUGGGCGACGCCUUCCGGCAGAAGGCCCGCCAUGGGCCGUCGCAGCCAGGCGGGGCGAAGCGGGAGGCUUGGGGCCCGACUGGGGCGGGGACGACACCGGCUUCGACCCCGGGAGUGCCGAGUUUCGCGGGCGCUUCUGCGCCCUCGACCGCAGACCUUCUGCUCUCUUCGCGACCCUCCAGUGCCGACGGCAACGCUGAAGGCGACUGCCUCGCAGUGCCAGGCAAUACCCUUGCUGCAUCGACCCCAGGGCCCGCCUCCUCUGUAGUGCGGUCGCCGGGCGUGGAGCACAACUCCGCGGCGGGAGAAAGGGGCGAGAUGGACGGCAGUGCCACGCCGUCCGACCCAUUUCUGUCGGAGAAAACUCUGCCCGCGGGCGUCGUCGGGAAAUCCGAGUUCGAGCUUCUCUGUGCAGCGGACCCUCUCGCGGUGGCUGCCCAGGAGGCUGCGCGUGGGAAACACCUCCUUCUGCAGUACUUGGCGGGCAAGAACCGAGACGAGGGCGACGGAGGCGAGACUGAGACAAAGGUGCCUGUCGAAACUGCGCCGUACUAUCGAAUGGUCUGCAGAGUGCUCAGGAGGUCGCACGAGACGACGGCAGACAAUAUCACGGAUCGGGUCAAGUCGAUUGUGGCGGCCGCCGCCGCGGCGAAUGAGGAGAAGCCUCACACGCGGACGUCGUCACGUCUUCUCUCCUACCAGAAUCGCUCUCUGUCGUCUCGCUCGGGGUCGCGAAGCGGCGCGAGUGGCGAGCGGCGCGGAGGCUCCUCUGGAGGCCGUAAGGGCCAGGGGGGAUCGGGCGACGACUCGCUGCAGGGAAGCGAGGGGGCGUUUUUUCAGUCCCCCCAUGUGUCGGGGCCUCAGGGUGAACGCGAGGUCGUUUUGUGUGUCCCGAUGCGGGCCGAUGAUGUGGAGUUCGUGGUCCGCCGAGAGAAGGUAUUCCACGCUCUGAACCUCAACUGGAACCCCGGGAUGAGGUUCCGAAUGGUGUUCCACACCACCGUCCCGGCGCCGGUUGAAGCGGCCCCCGCCUGUGGCAAGGAGAAGGACGGGGCUGGUGCCUCUGGAGCCGCAGGCAGAGACGGGGGCGCUGGCGCAGGGGGAGGUGCCGGCUCUGCAGGCUCGCCGAACAGCACAGGGUCCAGUGCGGGGGGAUCGAACGCGGGUGGAGGAGGGGCGGGCCUCGGCGAAAAAGGCAACGCAGGCUCGGGGGAGAGGCCGUCUUUCGUUUCCACGACGACGCGAUACACUGGCACAAUUAGGAGAGUGAAUCUCCUCCAUCCAGACUUCUGGGAAAAUGUGGUGGUCGAGUGGGAAGACCGCAGCCGCACCGGGGUCGGUGCAUGCACUGCAGGAAGCUCGAGCAGAGGCACGGGUGCCGGGAUCGAUAGAGGCGCGACAGAGAGAGGCAGUGGCCAAAAACACAGCGACGCAGACGCGGGGCUUGAAAAUGUCAGUUUGUGGGAGUUGGAGCCUCUGAAGCGGCUCAAACGCCCCGGAGGAAAUGCGGGGGACUGAGGAUUCGGGACCGUAAAACCAAGGUGAAGGAUGAUGCCAGGGGGAAAGAGGGAGGCCGAGUUUUUUGCCGUUCAAGCCUCCUGGGUUUGGUCAAGUGGACAGUCGUCGCGGAGUUUCAUGCAUUCGGUGAAUUGUGUCGUUCAGACGCGGAGACAGGUGAAAAGCACCGGCAGACGUUUUACGGGGUAGAUGAAGCGGUGGUGCUCGUGGUUGGGGUGCUGCGUGUGGAUGUGACCGGGAAGAUGUUGGAAGGAUAUAGAGUUAGCGGAUGCGGAACGACAGGGAAGCGAAAGUUUACAAAGAGUUUUGAAUUUGUUUUACGUGCCGAUAGAGGUCUGUAGUGGCUGCUGCUGUGUAGGCGACAGAGGCAGUUGAACGGUGAUAGGUCGCGGAGGCUCUGGGACGACAAUUCAAUUGUGCUGAAGAAUGGGGAGCGGAAAUCUGAGUCUUAUUCAGGCAAGACAGAGAGAAAGGCGAGUUUGAGUUUUGGAAUCGAUUAUCGCAUGCGGAUGUGGAUAUGCACUCGCUGCAAUGUUACUUCUCAAGGGACGCGGUGGAAACACAUUGGACAGAGAUGAUCGCCGAAAAUUGUACUGCCGCCGAUGCGCAGAUUUACAGACUUUCUCAUAUAUCGUCGUGCAUGCACGUAGCUGCAUUUAGUUCAUGUAUUUCGGUGCGGCAAUAUGCGACACACUCUCUGAGAUGACUUGGUUUUGCGUGCAUUACGAUGGCUCGACACAGUGCAGCGUGGCUGCUGCCCUGUCAUUGCAAGCAAUCUUUCGACACCUUUUUGUAUUACUACCGCUGUCGGUGGAGGAAGUCCUGCACGUGCUUUUCACUGGCUUCGGUUCCUGGACUUGGCGUCGGUGCCUCUCAUGCUUUUUACGUGCGUCUGCGUUGAUAAUUCAUUUUUUUGUAUUCCUUCCAGUUGCCUCUUGUUUUCUCGCCUCCCCUCGCCAGUCGUCUCCUCUGUUUUCUAGUGCUUGUCGGCCCGAGCGCUACCAGUGGUGAGAAAGGCCCCAAACUGUACAGAUGUCUUUGCACACUUCGGUUGUGGUGUGUCUCAAAGGAGAAAUUGAAGACCAGUUUGCUAAUCAAAUUUAUCUAGAACCCUUUUGUACCUCACGUCACUCCCACAGGGAUUUUGGGGGUGCAUUCCAGCCGAC
Messenger RNA from Toxoplasma gondii ME49, 14354 nucleotides. RefSeq lists its product as hypothetical. The transcript has 11 exons. Lineage: Eukaryota; Apicomplexa; Conoidasida; Eucoccidiorida; Sarcocystidae. Bases 1351 to 13188 code for a protein of 3945 amino acids. The record is from RefSeq and is a predicted model, not a curated record.